AAUCGUGUGAUACUAGACUCCUCAGAUCAUGAUUACAUCAAUGCUAGUUACAUGAAGGGAGUCCACUGUACCUUCAUUACAACCCAGAUGCCGCUGCCAACCACUGUGUCUGAUUUCUGGUCUAUGGUCUUCGACUUCAAACCAUCCACUAUCGUUAUGCUUAAUGAUAAGGGCCAAAGCGACAAGAGCUGUGCACAAUACUGGCCUAACGAUGACUCGGCUAAGUUCGGAUCAUAUUCAGUUUCAAUCUUAUCAACAUCAUCUGAUGGAGACGUGACCACUCGGCAACUGAAAGUUACCAGAAACUCUAAAACCAGUCACACCGUCACUCAGUACCAGUUCCAUGGAUGGCCUAAACAUGGAUCAGAUCAACAACCAGGGGCUAGGUCGUUGGUCAAGCUCAUCCGUGCUGUCAAAAGUUCCACUAACAAAAAGAAGGAAUUCUCCAUUCUUGUCCAUUGUUUGAGUGGUGCUGGGCGAACAGGUGUGUUUUGCACUGCUAUGGAGUGUAUCGCUCAGAUAGCUGAGGGAGAUUCAGUCGAUAUUUUCCAGACAGUCAAGAUACUGCGAGCUGAUAGGAUGCAGUUCGUUCAAACCGAGGAGGAAUAUGCUUUCACCUACGAAGUCAUCCGUGAAUACCUGCACACUGAAAACUAUGAGCAGCUUCCAUACCCGAUAGAGGACCACACGUAUGGCAAUGUCGAGAUCGACUAUACACUUGACCCGGAAGAGAACCCGUAUGAGGUCACUGAUCCGCAGGAAGCAGGUGCCACCGCACUCAUGUAUGGCAAUGUAGAGACUGAGAGGAGCCAGGAUAGACCGAAGCCAGAGCCUCAACAACCCUACUCUGUAUACGAGAACUUUGCAUUUGAUUCUUAAAUUCAUAUAGCUUUGCGUUUGUUGAAUGGUGGUCUAUAUACGAGAACUUUGCAUUUGAAUCUUAAAUUCAUAUAGCUUUGCGUUUGUUGAAUGGUGUUCUGUACCCGAGAACUUUGCUUUUGAAUCUUAAAUUCAUAUAGCAUUGCGUUGUUUGAAUAAUGCUCUGUAUACGAGAACUUUGCAUUUGAAUCUUAAAUUCAUAUAGCAUUGCGUUGGUUGAAUGAUGGUCCUGAAAUCUCUAGAUGAAACUGUAUUUGUAGUUUUUUUUGGUUGUGAAAUAUUUUUCUUUUAACCUUAGAACAUAAAGUGAAACUGAAGAAACAUUCUUGUGGAGGGAGUUGUGGUAUAGGUGGUCCAUUUACUUGAUUCUCAAUCCAAGGUUGAGGGUUCGAAUCCCAGCCCGGCACCAACAUCAUAUGGCAAGCCAUUAAUACACAUCUGUACAGGUGCAUUAUUUUUGGUGAUCGAGUGAAUGUUCUAAAGCUUUUAAUAUGAAG
Messenger RNA from Strongylocentrotus purpuratus (purple sea urchin), 1376 nucleotides. Its product is annotated as receptor-type tyrosine-protein phosphatase T-like. The record is from RefSeq and is a predicted model, not a curated record. Bases 52 to 879 code for a protein of 275 amino acids. Gene Ontology annotation, molecular function: protein tyrosine phosphatase activity. NCBI's taxonomy places the organism in Eukaryota, Metazoa, Echinodermata, Echinoidea, Camarodonta, Strongylocentrotidae. Gene Ontology annotation, biological process: protein dephosphorylation. The transcript has 6 exons.